Messenger RNA from Sebastes umbrosus (honeycomb rockfish), 5827 nucleotides. RefSeq names its product RNA binding motif protein 27 (gene rbm27). The coding region runs from base 162 to 3335 and encodes 1057 amino acids. The record is from RefSeq and is a predicted model, not a curated record. Gene Ontology annotation, molecular function: metal ion binding; RNA binding. NCBI's taxonomy places the organism in Eukaryota, Metazoa, Chordata, Actinopteri, Perciformes, Sebastidae. Gene Ontology annotation, cellular component: nucleus. Gene Ontology annotation, biological process: mRNA processing. The transcript is spliced from 21 exons.
UUGUUGUUGCCAUGCCGUAAACCACUUUGAUCCGACCUGCCAGUUGAAGAGAGAGAGAGCAGAAGGCCUUAAAGCUUAUACAUUUAUAGACGAUGAAAGCAGGGUUAUCGAAACGCACUUUCAUUUUAUAAGACAGUAUUAUAGUCUUUCUUUCUCUCACGAUGAUCAUAGAGAAUGUUGAAGCCCUGAAGUCGUGGCUGGCAAAACUCCUGGAGCCAAUAUGUGAUGCGGACCCCUCUGCAUUAGCCAACUAUGUGGUGGCUCUUGUGAAGAAGGACAAAGUGGAGAAGGAUCUGAAAGCGCUUUGUGCUGAUCAGCUAGACGUCUUCCUACAAAAAGAGACAACGGGAUUUGUCGAUAAACUUUUUGAAUGUCUGACAACCAAGAACUACCUGGGGAUUCCUGCUGCCAAGGAGGUUCCUAAAGAGGAGGUGAAACCACCUGCAGUCAAAUCUGACGUUGUGGAGGCUGAAACUCCAGAGGAGGAGAGAGAAAACAGGCGGAGGAGAAGUCCUCUGAGAAACCGCUCUGACUUCAACGACUCCAGGAACCGCGAUGACAGGAGGCGAGAUGAGCGCAAGCGCCGCGACUUCGAUCGGCACGGGAAAAGCGGCGGCGACUCCAACCGCGAGCGGGAGCGUCACGAGCGUCGCAGGGGCAGCCCCCGCGGGAGGAGCUACAGCCGGAGCCGCAGCCGCAGCCGGAGCAGGAGUGGCAGCCGGGGAAAGAGCAGGGACAGGGAGCACAGAGGAGGCAGAGACUUCAAGUCAAAGUUUGAGUUAGAAAGGAAGGACACAAACUGCUACAACUCAUCCAACACAUCUGGCUCCCAGCAGCAGCAGCACCAGUCGCCUCUCCUGCCACUGCCCACACCUCCGCACCCCUUUUCUUCCUCGUCGUCCGCCGGAGUCUCAGGAACGGGAGGCGUUCCCGUAGUAACGCCGGCUCACCUGCCCGAUAGCACUACAGACAGCUGGUCUAACUACUAUGGCCCCCCGAGGCAAGACGGUGUCGGCAAGCCGUUCGGCAACAAGAGCGUUUCGCUCAAACAGCGCUGCAGGGAUUACGACGAAAAGGGAUUUUGUGUCCGUGGUGACCUUUGUCCGUUCGACCACGGCACCGACCCUCUCAUCGUCGACGAUGUCAAUCUACCGAACAUGAUUCCGUUCCCUCCGCCACCUGUUAUGCCCCCCCCCGCCGGCCUGCCCAUGCCGCCCCCCAUCACUGAGCCGCCCCCUCCCCUCAGGAUGCCGCCUGUGAUGCCACCCUAUGGUCAGCCACCACCACCGGGCGUCUUCCCCAUGACUGGACCCCCAAUGAUUCCAACCAGUGGGAUUGACACCCCCAACCACCAAACGCCAAUCACUUCUUCUCCUCCUAUCGGACCGCCUGGAGUGGGGCUGCCGCCUACUCUCCCUCCUCCUCCUCCUCCUCCACCUCCUCCCUCCUCGUCCUCAUCUGUGUCUCUUCGUCCCCAAUAUGUCCAGUCUGAAUAUAACUAUGAUCCAGAGGGCUACAACCCAGAAUCACCAGGCCUGACUGCAGCGGGUCGUAACCCGUACCGUCAGUUCAUUCCCCGGGUACAGACCCAGCGCUCCAACCUUAUCGGCCUCACCUCCAACGAAGGACAAGGCUCCAGAGCUGCCAACAUAGUGAUCCAGACUGAGCCUGCCACUGCAGCGAGCACCCCUGGAAGUAACGUGUCCCGUUUCAACACAGAGCAGGACAUCAGGAAGAGAACCAUGGGACCCAGUACAGCUGAGGGACCAGCAGCUAAAAAGCCCUGGAUGGAGAAGCCGAGCUUUAACAACCAACACAAGAACACUUUUCCCAAGAGGUAUCACUACGUGAACACUAAGUUGGAGGUGCGCAAGAUCCCACGUGAGCUCAACAACAUCACCAAGCUCAAUGAGCACUUCAGCAAGUUUGGAACCAUCGUCAAUAUCCAGGUGGUGUUUGGCGGAGACCCAGAGGCGGCGUUGAUCCAGUACACAAAGAACGAAGAGGCCAGGCGAGCCAUAUCCAGCAUCGAGGCGGUCCUCAACAACCGCUUCAUCCGCGUGUACUGGCACCGCGAGCCCGGCACCAACCCCACGGGGCUUCAGCAGCAGGAGCAGAGCUCAGGGAGCCAGGUGGCCGGGUCGGUGCCCAGCCCGGGGCUGCAGCACAGCAACAUGCAUAAGCAGGGGAUCAAGCAGCACAAUCCAGCCGCCUACGUGUUGAACAAGACCGUGCCCAAGCAUCGCCUGCCAGCGUCGCCCGGGGUCACGGCUCUAACCAAGCCCGACAGCCUGAACCCAAACGCAGACGCCGUCGCUGUGGCGCCUGCACUGAUGAACACCCAGAAGGGUCCUUACACUUCCACAGCCCUCAAGUCAUUAUCAAAGAGCUUUGGGAAAACGGGAAAAGCACUCGAAGCACAAGAAGUCCUCAAGAAGAAACAGGAGGCAUUAAAACUCCAGCAGGACAUGAGAAAGAAGAAACAAGAGAUGUUAAAGACACAGAUGGAGUGCCAGAAGGCCUUGAUAAACCGCCUGGACAAGAACCGAGGGAUGAAACCCGAGGAGCGAGCCAACAUCAUGAAGACCCUGAAGGAGCUGACGGAGAAGAUCGCACAGCUGCAGAACGAAAUGAACCCCGCUUCCCAGGUAUCCAGCGUAUCCAAACCAAACCACGGCCCGUCCAAGACCAAGACUGAUGCUCAGAAGGAAUUGCUGGAUGCUGAGCUGGACUUUCACAAGAAGAUGAGCUCCGGAGAGGAUACAACAGACCUCAAGAGAAAACUGGGACUGUUACAGGUGGAGGCGACACGGUUGGGUCUGAUCCGGCCUCCAGCGGGUCGAGGUCGGGGCCGAGGGAAGAUGACGCUGGAGCCCGGUUCGGUGCACGUGGGCCGCGGCAGGGGGCGAAGCCGGGAGUUGAUGGCUCGAAGCGGGACCGUGAACCGCAUGUCGGUCGACCACAGACCCAGAGCCCUCUCUAUUUUGGGGGUCACUCAGGAGGAGAAGGAAGAGCUAAUGCCGCACUUUGUGAAAUUUGGGGAGAUCGAAGAUGUCCGUGACCAAGACGCCAACAGUGUUGUCAUGACCUUUAAGACGCGAAGCGAAGCAGAGAAUGCAGCUAACCAGGGAGCAAAGUUCAAAGGUCGUGUGCUGCAGAUUUCCUGGUACAAGCCCAAGACGCCCUCUGUUACAACAGAGCCGGAGGAGGAAGAGGCUAAAGAUGAGGACAAUACGAAGGAAGCUAGCUCUUAUUUGCCUGGUGAGGAGGAAGAGGAAGAGGAGGAGGACGACGAUGAAGAUGACGAGUACGAGAGCCGAUCUUGGAGACGAUGAAGGCGUCGUGAUCCGUCGCGACCUGCUCUCCAGCGGAAGCGGUCGUUACCUUUCCCCCGAGAUAAAAUCAAUACAACGGAGCUGAUUUUUUUUCCUUUCCAGUAUUUUCAAGUAAUUUUAGACUAAUCAAAGUAAAAAAAACGACUUUACUUUACUGUACAGCAAAAAAAGUUCAGAGGGAAGACAGUUUUUGUAUCCCCUCGACUGAACAAUUAUUUAAAGCAUCUCACUUUUGCUGAGAAAGAUAAAUGUUAAGUUGUUCUUAUAGAUAGAAAAAAAACCUAUGUAAGUUUCAGUGUGCAUACCAGAUGAUUAAAAUCAGUAAUGCACAACAUUUGUGUCUACUGUGAAUAGGUAUUUUUAUACAUACUGUAUUUAAGCUCUUUUUCUCACCAGUUUUUUGGAAAAAUCUUGUCCUCAGUUCAGGGACAGCCAUUCCUUCACCAGUGGAACGUUCUCUGUUGCUACCAGAGAGAUAUUUAUUUAUUUUUCCACUGCAUAAAUGCACUGUGCCGUACCUCUAUUGGCACAGUAUGGUAUGGUUUUUCCAUUUCAGUUUGCUCAGUUUGUUUUGGUGUGUGUAAGCCCAAAACGUUAAAGGAUCCAAAUAUUUUUGAGAGCGACUCACUGUGCUGGUCAUGAAUACAUGCUAAGUUUACGCAUUCUAAACAAACAGAGCCACCCCUGCCCAGCACCCAGAGGUGCCGAUACUGUACCAUAACCAUAUAAGAGCCAGUGCAGGUACAGAAGGAUAGCAGUGCAAUAGGAAAAUCUAAAAACUAUGUUUACAAAUUGGCGUGUCCAUACACGUCAGAUACAGUCUUGUAGUGAAUUUUCCCCGCUUGUGUUUUGUUGCUCACUAAAUGUCCGGUGCCACUCUGCGUAAAUGUAAAACACCCACACGGGUGUUUUACGUUUUCUAAGAGUGUGUAACAUCUUUCACUUGUUUUAUUCUGUCUCCUGGUCACCCAAAGGGCCUGGCAGGACAAGGAUCAGAUCACCCAUUUCAAAAAUGUGAGAUCCAUAGACAGGUGUUUGAAUGUAAUACUGAACAGUUGAUUUUAAUAUAUAUAGAUAUAUAAUUUCUUUGCCUUACACAAUCAGCGGAUGGCUGAAUUUUUACAAGAUUUGUGAUUUACUUUUGUAAAUUUUGUAAAUGCUUGAAAGAGAAAUUACUGUUGUACUUUUUUGUUUUUAUUUUUUGUUUUCUUUUUCUGUCAUUUUUAAAACAAACGAGCAGCAGGUCGAGGCAGGUAGAAAAGGUCAAGCAAGAGUGCUUAGCAUCUCUGCUUAUUUGCAAGGAUUUUUGUGUUAAACCAGUCCACCUUGUUAUUUCACUAAAUUUGUCAUCUAAUUUUCUUUUUAAAAAAACAAAACUUUGAGCUGUGGAAAACAGUUAAAAAGCAGUGGGAGUCAUGCACCUCACAAUAUUAUUUGUGCAUCUGGACAUUGUCAGACAGUGCUCUAAACCCACUACUACAAGUGCACAUGUGCACCUUUUCAUGACAAGAAGUUUUAUUUCGCAUUUUGCCCUUUUUGCAAAUACUGUAUUUUAGAAUCCUCAAGGUGGGAGGAAUGAGAUUAAUUAAAGUUUAUACGAAAAUGUGCUCAAUGCGAGAAAAUACAUUUUUGACAGUUUAGAAAGUCUUUACGUUUGGUGCUUCCCUGAAACAAAUAACUACGUUUACAUACACCCUAAUGAAGUGUUUGCUUAUCAUAACUCAACUAAUCAUAUCCAAUAAUGCAACCAGUCAGAUUGAAGCACUAAAACAAAGGAGAGAUCUUAUUAGUUAACUGUAACAGUUUCACUACUUUACACAAACAUACAUGCAGAUUUCAGCCUGCAUGGGAAUACAGUCCAUAACAGAGAAUUCAUAACAGAAAGUCUCCUUUUUCCGCUAACAUUAACUAGCACCACAUGUAAAGGAGUGCAGAACUGUCUGAAACACAGUACGUGAUUUCCUCCCACCUACAAUGUCGGUAGCGCUCUUGUUUGGAUUGCAUAUCUCACUGUUGAUUGAUAACUCUGAGGCCUCCUGCCAGUGAUCUCAUUGUCCCAUUUUAACCUUUUGAGUUCUGUGGCGUUCAGUUAAGUUCAGAUGUGCGAAGGAAAGCUGAAGCUUCUCUCUUCUACACUUGGCUUUAUGAUUUGCUCGUGAUAUUUUUUUUAUAUGAGGUCACUGGCAGUUGUAUAGGACAAACCUAUACCGGCAGGGUUCUUGCUUGUGUAGGUCUCUCUCCCACUUUUUUGUACUAUCUUCUGUAUGCUACUAUCACAACGGUGUAAAAAAACAAUGUAAAUGUCUAUUGGAUAAUAGUUUUGGAUUUGUUACUGUUUAUAUUUGCAGGAUGUGGAUGUAUUUUCUUCAUGUAUUUAGUUUGUAAAAAAAUGGAUUUCUAAUUUACUAGCAUGUUUGCUUUUGCCAAUAAAGAUGGAGGAAUGGGUGCUUGGAAGACGAUCAAAAAAAAAAAGAACGAGAAAAAAAAACAAC